AUGACUGCUACAUCCAGCCUUUCCAUCACUCUUACUCAGGCUAUCGCUUAUCUCACUCGACCUCUUACCGUUACGCACCCUGUUGCGACCAUCAACAAGCUUCAGUCUGUGCUUGAGGCGAACUUAAUUGCACUGUUUGCCCCGACAUGGACCCCCAAAGAACCACUUCGUGGUUCCGGCCAGCGUUGCCUCACUCUCUCCCCCAAUCGCCUUCCUCCACGUGCCAUAUAUACCGCGUGCCUUGCAUCCAGUGUCCAUUGGUUCGACUGGAUUGCAGCCUUAGGUGGACGCGAGUUCGACUUCUAUGUCGAUCCAGGAUGCAUCUCUGUGCAGUUCGGGAGGGGUACCAAGCUCAUUACGAUCUGGGCGGAGGAGCCGAUAGCUAAGGCUGUCUAUUGCUCGUCUGACUUAUGCUCCUGCUUCUCUGCCACGACUGCCUCUACCUUGUCGUCUAAGAAGAGCAACAAGCAGUCGUCCCAACUUACCCGCCGCGAGAAGGCAAAGCAGGCUCGUGUCUUUGUAGACACCUCCAAGACUGAAGUUACCCCCUACGACGGUGGCAAGACCACUGUCCUGACAGGCGGUGUGAUGCUGGGAGCUGCACCUCCCAAGGGCAAGAGUGGUCCAUCUACUUGGCGCCGCACAUAA
This is a messenger RNA of Suillus subaureus, 648 nucleotides long. RefSeq lists its product as uncharacterized. The record is from RefSeq and is a predicted model, not a curated record. The coding region runs from base 1 to 648 and encodes 215 amino acids. Lineage: Eukaryota; Fungi; Basidiomycota; Agaricomycetes; Boletales; Suillaceae. Gene Ontology annotation, cellular component: cytoplasm; nucleus. The transcript has 2 exons. Gene Ontology annotation, biological process: negative regulation of mitotic cell cycle; negative regulation of cell population proliferation.